Molecule: messenger RNA, 1806 nt
Organism: Penicillium soppii
Lineage: Eukaryota; Fungi; Ascomycota; Eurotiomycetes; Eurotiales; Aspergillaceae
Product: putative ubiquitin ligase complex F-box protein GRR1
Exons: 3
Coding region: 1-1806 (601 amino acids)
Biological process (GO): SCF-dependent proteasomal ubiquitin-dependent protein catabolic process
Cellular component (GO): SCF ubiquitin ligase complex
Molecular function (GO): protein binding
Source: RefSeq, a predicted model, not a curated record
AUGAGAUUUCAACCGUACAAAAACCCUAAAAGCACCUCGAACCGGCCUACGGAUCCCGAAGCAUCUCCGGCGACAAAAAUGGCUCGCGCACGAGAAAUGGGUUGGUCACCGAGCGUGGCCCCUUCCGAAACCUCUGGGUCGACGUCGCCAGAACGUGCUGGCGACGACGACACCGAUUUCUUCAUGGCCCAAGCCAACGACUCGCAAUCCUCCGUCGGCGUGGCUAACUUCCGCGAUUCUCGUGUUCGAAAUGCACGUUCCGCGCCACUGCCACCCAUCGGCCGCCUCCCACCGGAGAUCCUGAUUUCGAUUUUCUCGAAACUGGUUUUGCCCUCGGACAUGCUCAACUGCAUGCUGGUGUGUCGUGGAUGGGCCUCGAACUCCGUGGGGAUACUAUGGCAUCGACCUUCCUGCAACACCUGGAGCAACGUGAAAAGCGUGACGACGUCACUAGGAGAAGAGAAUAGCCUUUUCAACUACGCAGACUUGAUUAAGCGACUCAACUUGUCUGCUCUGUCGGCUGAUGUCAGCGACGGGACGAUUGUUGCUUUCAACAAGUGCAAACGGAUCGAGCGGUUGACUUUGACGGGUUGCAAGGACCUCACGGAUAAGGGCGUCUCGGACUUGGUGGAGGGCAACCGGCAUCUGCAGGCACUGGAUGUCUCAGAAAUAAAACAGCUCACGGACCACACCAUAGCUACGGUGUCGAGGGAUUGUCCUCGUUUGCAAGGCCUGAAUAUCACGGGCUGCGUAAGAAUCACCGAUGACGAAUUGCUCGUUGUGUCGCAAAAGUGCCGUCAAAUCAAGAGAUUGAAACUGAAUGGAGUCGUGAGUACCAUGGACAAAUCGAUUAUCUCUUUCGCAGAGAAUUGUCCUUCUAUCUUGGAAAUCGACCUGCACGACUGCAAGCUGGUCACCAGCGCAGCUGUGACUCCUUUGCUCACGAAACUUCGACAUCUCCGCGAGUUGCGCCUGGCACAUUGUGACCAGAUCGAUGACUCGGCCUUCUUGACACUACCUCCUCUAAUGACGUUUGACAGCCUUCGGAUUCUCGAUCUCACUGCCUGUGAGAACGUCAGGGAUGAAUCAGUGGAAAAGCUCGUACAUGCAGCGCCUCGUCUACGAAAUCUCGUACUAGCCAAGUGCCGUUUCAUCACAGACCGGUCUGUGAUGGCCAUUUGCAGGCUAGGAAAGAACUUGCACUAUGUUCACCUAGGCCACUGUUCGAAUAUUUCAGAUGCGGCCGUUAUCGCCCUCGUCAAGACUUGCAACCGCAUUCGAUACAUCGAUCUCGCCUGUUGUAACCGGUUGACCGACCACAGCGUGCAGCAAUUGGCUACAUUGCCCAAGCUUCGAAGAAUUGGAUUGGUCAAAUGCCAGGCCAUCACCGACCUAAGCAUACUUGCGUUGGCACGGCCCAGGCUGGGCCAUACUCCUUCCGUCAGCAGCCUAGAAAGAGUCCAUCUGAGUUACUGCGGUAUUCACGCUUUGCUGAAUCACUGCCCUCGACUAACCCAUCUGAGUUUGACGGGUGUCCAAGAAUUUCUCCGGAAAAGCCUCACUGCGUUCUGCCGAGAAGCCCCUCCAGAAUUUACACAACAACAGAGAGACGUUUUCUGUGUGUUCAGUGGCGAUGGCGUCAACCGCCUCCGAGACUACCUGAACCAACACAAACCCUCAUUCCGUGAGGACUCAGAAGCCACGAUGUAUGACCACGAGGUUGAAGAAGAUACAGAUGUGGCCGGGUUGAUGAACGCGACAGGCAUCAACGAUGGAGACGAAGAUUUCCUCGACAUUCCGGUUUGA